This is a messenger RNA of Octopus sinensis (East Asian common octopus), 1871 nucleotides long. Its product is annotated as galactoside 2-alpha-L-fucosyltransferase 3-like. Gene Ontology annotation, cellular component: membrane. The record is from RefSeq and is a predicted model, not a curated record. Bases 773 to 1741 code for a protein of 322 amino acids. Gene Ontology annotation, molecular function: galactoside 2-alpha-L-fucosyltransferase activity. Gene Ontology annotation, biological process: carbohydrate metabolic process. The transcript is spliced from 4 exons. Lineage: Eukaryota; Metazoa; Mollusca; Cephalopoda; Octopoda; Octopodidae.
UUAAAAACGGUGUAAGCUCAAAUAUUUCUCUCCUUUAAUUUUCUUCUUCUUCUGUAAACUCGUUUGACUAGUUAUAAUUAAUUACCAAACUGUUUUCGGGAGAUCUUGCAGUCGAUUGAACUGAUCUCGGCAUUAUACUUAUAUUUAUUAUCGCGAUGCUGCUACCAACUCCAACGAAAUCUGAACUCGGAACGUAGAAGGGGCGGAACCUUCGGUUUCGGGUGGGUACUGUUGGAGAUUCCUUAAAACGAUCUACAGGACCAUUUAUCUGAAUUCCUGUCUUCAUCUAGUUCUCUGUGAUCAAGUGGGGGCGGGGCCUUCCGCACUUCCUGGGACGCAAUCCAGCGCAACGCUUUCAGGUUCUCCAAGAGAAUUCUUCCCAUUAGCAUCAGACUUCCAAGGAAAAGCAUUCUACCAAGAAUGCCAGCUGUUUCCACCGUAUCUUCGCUGUUGUCGGGAUCCCCUCGUCGGUUUUAUCGAGGUAUUUUCUCAUCAGACGUUGUUGCCAGGAAACUUGUGAUAAGGGAACACGCAAAUAUGUAAAUUUUGUGGCCCCCUUAAUAUUUUGCAUUGAAUGGAGUACUUGUGUAACUUUCCCGAUCUUAAAGACCCCUUUCUUAGAGAUGAUGCUUGGUACCGUGAACUAAGUUCUAAAUAUCAUAUUCUGAAACAGCAGGAAUACAGAAAGAGGAGAUAGCAUGUUUGUAGACUAGAAGACAGAGUGUGCCUGUCGUCCGAAUGCAUUAACAUCAGCCUCAUACAAAUCGUUGCCAUGCUGGUCAACUUUCACUGGAAGAAGUUUAUUGCGUUGUCGGUUGCCGUCUUUUUUGUCUACGGCGGAUUUCAAUAUCUCGUGCGCGGUAAGAAACCGAGGCCAGACGGUAUCAGCAUAUCGGUCCGGUUUUCCGGACGUUUUGGCAACCAUUUGUUUCAGUAUGCUUCGUUAUUGGGGAUCGCUCGUAAAAAUAACAUGACCGCCUGUGUCCCAAGCUGGCUCGACAUCACUUCAGUAUUUAACAUUGACACGUGUGAUGGUGAUGUAAGUGAUUUUGGGGCCUAUGUCAGCUACAAUGAAGAAAUGUUCGCCAAGUUUUUUCCUCGCUUCUUCAAACUUCCCAAACAGAACACCUUGCUGAAUGGUUACCUCCAGUCUUUCAAAUACUUUGACUUCAUGAAAUCGGAAAUUCUUCAGAAUCAGUACCGCUUCAAAGAGAAAUACCAGUCAAUGGCAAACAGUUUUCUACAGACGUUAGUCACAGCACAUCGCAAAAAACAAACCAGUACCAAACAAAGUCCGGUAGGACCCUUGAUCAAAAAUGGCAAUGCAGACGACGACCCAGUUGUUGUGGGGAUCCACGUGCGGCGUGGAGAUUUUGUCCGAGGUUAUACCCGUGGCUACAGCACACCACCCCUUCCAUAUUAUUAUCGGGCCAUGAACUACUUCCUCAGAAAGUACCCUAAAAUCAUUUUCGUCAUCUGCAGCAAUGAUAUAGAAUGGUGUCAAGAUAACUUGGUUGAUGAAAACAUUUACUUCUCGGCCACUAAGAAUGUGUAUGUCGACUUUGCUAUUCUAGCGAGUUGCGACCACAUCAUUUUAAGCUCGGGGACUUUUUCAUGGUGGGCUGGUUACCUCAACAAAGGCAUCGUUGUUUAUUAUAAGGAUUUCCCACGUCCCAAUAGCAUUCUGGAGAAAUCUUUUAAUCGCAAAGAUUAUUAUCCAGAUUCUUGGAUUCCACUCUGACACUGAAAUUUGAAUUAUUCUUCAACCUAUGGUGACAUUAAAAAAACAAACAAAAAAACCUCAAAAACUCCCACAAAAAAAAAAAAUUCUUGGCGUUAAAAUAUCAGCAAAAAUCCAAAAGAAAAUUUGC